Eruca vesicaria subsp. sativa (arugula) is the source of this 973-nucleotide messenger RNA. Lineage: Eukaryota; Viridiplantae; Streptophyta; Magnoliopsida; Brassicales; Brassicaceae. The record is from the annotation of a GenBank genome assembly.
AUUUUGCUUUGUUUUAGAAUUUCAUAUAUAUUUUUUUGUGGCUCCUCCUUCACCGCUCAUUCACUGGUUUUUUAUCUCUUAUUUCUCCUUCUCCUCAUCUCCUCCUCCGCAUCACCGUCGUGCUCUUCCUCAGUUCUGCCGCCGGAGAUGAUGAGCAUAGUUUCAAGUCACCAUCAUUGUCAACCAUCGUUUACACACGAACGAUGUGGUAUAGGAACACUUUCUAAGGUUUCUUACUCUAGUCCGUGUUUCUCUGGAAGAUUGGCUUUCUCUCAUAGCCUCUGCUUGAAGAGUUCUUGUAAGGAGCAAACUGGUAGGAGAAAGGUUUCAAGAAUUUGCAGUGUUGUGGAUGACGGCAUGAAUCCAAAUAAUUCAGAUGAUGACGAAAAGGAAUCACUUGAUGAUCAAACCAAAAGGGAAGCUAAUGAUAUGAAUCGGGCAAAUCUUGAGAGAAUGGUUGGUUCGGAUGAUUCUGCAUUUAACGGCUUAGAUCUUGCAACUCUCAUAAGGCAGAAGUAUGGAAGAUCUUAUGAUGUUCAGCUCAUCAAGAAGGAGUUCAUGGGGAGGAAUCUUCUUGCAAUGAAUGUCAUGUGGAAGUACAGAGAACAGAGAUCUUUUCCUCUAACCGAAGAGGAAUAUAUACUGAGACUUGACGAUGUAGCCAACAUGUUGAAAUGCUGGGGAGCCGUCUCACAUAUCCGUAACAGCCUAGCAAAGUCCAAAGAGCGACCUAGGAUAGGGAAGGCUGUGAGCAUUUUCAUAGACAUGGAUUCAACAGGUGGACGAGCAAACGAAUGGAUUUACAAGUAGCAAAAACCGACCGGUUUACAAAACCCUAAACCAAACAAAGCAAAAGCUUCUUUGCCUAUACAUAGUCAUCAAUUCAUUUUCAUUGUGCUAUAUUUGAUGUCUCGAAUUAUAUUAUAUGUAUACAUGUGUGUAUAGCUUAAGUAGACACAAAUCUUUAUGAACU